Effrenium voratum is the source of this 1377-nucleotide messenger RNA. Lineage: Eukaryota; Dinophyceae; Suessiales; Symbiodiniaceae. The record is from the annotation of a GenBank genome assembly.
AUGACCGCACGCAUUCUCGUCGUCGACGACAACCAGCUCAAUCUGGACCUCCUGAACGCGCGCCUGACGAUGGAGUAUUACGAGGUGCUGACGGCGAUGAACGGCGCCGAGGCGCUGGACACGCUCGAGCGCGAGAACAUCGACAUCGUCCUCCUGGACGUCAUGAUGCCCGGCAUUGACGGGUUCGAGGUCUGCCAGCGGAUCAAGGCCAAUCCGGCGACGAUGGACAUUCCGGUCGUCAUGGUCACCGCGCUCGACCAGAUGGAAGACCGGGUGCGCGGCCUUCAGGCUGGCGCCGACGAUUUUCUGACCAAGCCGGUCAACGAGAUGCAGCUUCUGGCUCGCGUCAAGAGCCUGGUGCGCCUGAAGAUGCUGACCGACGAGCUGCGCCUGCGCGCGCACACAACGCGCGACAUCGCGAUCGAGGAACUGCUGCGCAAUCAGGGCAAGGCCGGCCACGAGCCUGCCGAGGUGUUGCUGAUUGACGAGCGCAUCUCGGUCUUCGAGCGGUUUUCCGGAAUCAUGCGCGGUGCGGCCCGGCUGCACCAUGUCAACGACCCCAAGGCGGGUGUUCAGGCGGCCGCCGAAGGACGGUUCGACUGCGCAAUCAUAUCCGCCGACUUUUCCGAUUUCGAUCCGCUGCGCGUCAUUUCCCAGCUUCGCUCGCUUGACCGGACACGCUUCCUGCCGAUCAUCCUGUCCAGCGAUAUAGAGAACGACACGCUGAUUGCCCGCGCGCUCGAACUGGGCGUCAACGAUUAUGUGGUCCGGCCGGUCGAUCCCAACGAGUUCGUCGCGCGCCUGAAGACGCAGGUGCGCCGCAAGGCCUAUCAUGACGGGCUGCGGUCCAACGUCGCCGAAUCGAUUGAACUGGCGGUCACCGACGGUCUGACCGGCCUGCACAAUCGCCGCUAUCUUGACACCCACCUGGAAACGCUCGUGGAACGGGCGCACAAGCGCGGCCGCGCUUUGUCGCUUCUGAUCACCGACAUCGACCAUUUCAAGGCGGUCAACGACACCCAUGGCCAUGACGGGGGCGAUGAGGUGCUGCGCGAGUUCGCGCGCCGGCUGCGCAACCAGGUGCGCGGCAUGGAUCUGGUGUGCCGCUAUGGCGGCGAGGAGUUCGUCAUCGUCAUGCCGGACACGCCGGCGCUGAUGGCCGCCGAGAUCGCCGAGCGGCUGCGGUUCGACAUCGCGGAUACGCCAUUCGGGCUGGGCGAGGGCUGCAUGGAAAUCGCGGUGACGGCAUCGCUCGGGGUCGCGACGCUCGACAGCGAUGCCGGCGAAACCGCGGCGAACCUGAUCAAGAAGGCCGACACCGCGCUCUACGAGGCCAAGGCCGGCGGCCGCAACCGGGUCGUGGCCAAGGCCGCCUGA